ACUAUGGACUCUGAUGGAUUAGGUCUUUGUUUUCAUUAUGACAGGUGGUGCUGUCUAUGUGCUGGCUUAGUUUUAUAGACUAAUUGACACUUUCAUCAUGGAGUCAGUUCUGUUAGGGUCUGGGCCAUAUUACAGUCAGAAUUCUAAAACAGAUUCUAGAGUUGUAGUGGAGUAUGGUGUAGCGAGGCCUUGGUUUUAAAGACAUCACCCUCGGGUGGGGGAUUUAGCUCAGCGAUAGAGCGCUUGCCUAACAAGCGCAAGGCCCUGGGUUCGGUCCCCAGUUCCGAAAAAAAGAAGAAAAAAAAAAAAAGAGAAAAGAAAAAAAAAGACAUCACCCUCAACAAAACAUACUGUUCUACCAUUGCCAACUGGAAACCUUUAUUCUGGCUUCUAACACAGAAGCUGACUGAUUCAUGAACCCUGAAAGUAGCCAAUAAUAUCUGUUAGUCAUUUGUCAAUUCAUUCCAGCAAGCUUUGUUCUAUGAAGAAGGAUAUCACUUAAACUUUUUAGAACUAGACAGUGAUAACUCCUUAAAAGCCUAUGACUAUUUUAAGAACAUUUCUGCUUGCCAAAAGACACUUGAUAAAUGCAGUGAAGUUGGAGUGUCACAGGCCUUCCCUAUAGUGUUUAUGUUCAGGCCUUCAUUUUCAUUCUCUGUAAAGGAGAAAUAAUAGUACAAUCUUCACAGAUUGUGUAAGGAAAAUGAGAAACGGGGUUGGGGAUUUAGCUCAGUGGUAGAGUGCUUGCCUAGCAAGCGCAAGGCCCUGGGUUCGGUCCCCAGCUCCGAAAAAAAGAAAGGAAAAAAAAGAAGAACGAGAAACAAAAUAUGUUAAGCAUCCAAGAGAUUGGGCUCAGCUAUUAAGAACACGUACUACUCUUUGUUAUUUUGUCUUUUUUUUUUUUUACCCCCCGGAGCUGAGGACCGAUCUCAAGGCCUUGUGCUUGCUAGGUGAGCGCCCCACUGCUGAGCUAAAUCCCCAACCUGGAACACAUACUACUCUUACAGAAAACCUGCGCUCAAUGCCUAGCACCCACAUAAACCUAAAAUUUCACCGUUUUUUCUAAAAUGCAAAAUCAACAAUAGGGUUUCAAAUAUGAAAAAUAAAAGCCUCCAGUGUCUAGGAGAUGUCACUUUAUGUUAACUGCAAACACUAAAGUGCCUCAGACUUUUAUUCGCAUUCAGCUGAUCCACAAACUACAAUUCCCAGAAUGCACUUUCACAGGGUGGCGGUCUGAAGCCAGAAGUUGUUGCCGGAUUUCAGGAGGCGUGGCUUCCUUCUGUCCCCCCCCCUCCCUUCCCUCCCCGGGACCAGCUUUGCCUCUCAAGGGCGGGAGAAUCUUGGAGACCACCUCGCCGAAGGGCGGGGCAAUGACUGGCUAGAAGCCAAUCACGGCGCAGGCUCUAGGAAGCGCUGAGCAGCGACGAAUCAGAACGCAGUAGCGUUGAUCUCAAGUAGCGCGCGUGAAUUUGAACGCACUGGCAGGGCGCCGGGCUCCUGUGAGCAGAUUUGUUCGCUUGCUGAGGUGCUGAGGUAUCUUUCCGUAGGUCCCUCGCAGGAGUGGACGCGGGUCCAAAGGGAGACUGAGGAACGAAGGAAUUUAGUUAUGAUGAUGGCAACUUUUACUCCAAGGAAGAGGAAGCGACAUACACUGAAGGCUGAUAAUGAUGAUAGCCUAUUAACAGAUAUUUCAUCAAGCAAACUAAGAUUUGCUGAAAAUCUAUAUUCAUCACCUAAUAAGAAACAUAAUUGUCAAAGCAGUGUUCAAAAGGAAGAAAAGCCAUGCUCCCACCAACGACAUUUCUCUUCAAGUCCACUCAAAACAACUGAAAAUAAUAUGUUGUCAUUUGCAAACCACAGCUCGUUAUUUAAACCAGUUGUGUCUACUGUAUCUUUCUACAAUAAAAAUAAGCACUACCUCAAUCCACUGGAGAGGAAGUUGAUAAGAGAGUGUAAAUCUAUUUGUCUAGCAACUAAAAAUGAAGAUAAACCUUUUCCCAGUGUGACAGAAAAAAUUCAGAGAAAACCAGUCUGUACCAAGAAUAAAAAAAGGCAGAAGAGUUUAACUGCUAAUCAUCAACCAAAUUACAAGCACGUCAAGUCUAUAUCAAGAAACCUGAAAAAUUCCAAGCCAAGUCAAGUGACCUAUAAGCCAGUUGUGGACAAAGAGAACAGUUGUUUUCCCCCAGAAAAUCCUCCAAAUUCUCCUCCUCGGGUUCUAAGCCAGAAAAUAAGACCACGAGUUACACUCCAAGGUGGAGCAGCAUUUUUUGUUAGAAAAAGAAACUUUCUUAAAAAGUCACCUCUAGAAGAUAAGCCAUUACCAAUACUUUUGCAGAAAAAUGAACCAGAGGUCACUGAAGAUGCCCUUGAGGCAAAGCAAGUCCCAAAGUCCUUGUUAGUGGGAGAGAAAUCAAAUGUUGAGCUACUAGACGCAAGAAGUGAAAGUGAAGAGAAACUGGGAAAGAAUUCCUCAGGUGCAGUAGUUUCUUCAAAGGAGUGUAAACUUGGUAAACAUAAUUUUCCUUCAGAGAAGUCACUUGAGAACAAGACAAUUUCUUCGGAGUCUGUCUAUUCUAUCUUCAGUGUUUCUUCAACGAACACAAAAAGGUCUCCAUCUGAAGAACAGUCUUCUGUGGGAUCCACUGCAUGUACUAACUUCUUGAAACAGACAAAUGUACAGAAAAAUAUUAAUUUCAGAGAUACAAAUAAAGGAGGAAAAGACCAGCUUGUUAUUGACGCGGGUCAGAAACAUUUUGGGACGACUAUGUGUAAGUCUUGUGGCAUGAUCUAUACUGCUUCCAACCCUGAAGAUGAAAUACAACAUCUCCAACAUCACCACCGAUUUCUGGAGGGAAUUAAAUAUGUGGGAUGGAAAAGAGAACGGAUAGUAGCAGAGUUUUGGGAUGGGAAGAUUGUGUUGGUCCUGCCACGUGAUCCAAGUUAUGCCAUCAAAAAGGUAGAGGAUGUCCAAGAACUUGUGGAUCUGGAAUUGGGCUUCCAGCAAGUUGUUCCCAUGUGUCCAAACAAAACCAAAACCUUCCUCUUUAUUGAUGAAAAGAGAGUAGUUGGAUGUUUAAUUGCGGAACCCAUCAAACAGGCCUUUCGUGUCCUGUCAGAACCAAGUACCACUAAAGAAUGUUCUAGAGCUUGGCGGUGUUCAGAUGUACCAGAACCUGCAAUUUGUGGAAUAAGUAGAAUCUGGGUCUUCAAACUAAAAAGAAGAAAACGCAUUGCAAGACGAUUGGUUGACACUGUCAGGAAUUGCUUCAUGUUUGGCUGUUUCCUCAGCAUUAAUGAAAUUGCAUUUUCUGACCCAACACCAGAUGGCAAAUUAUUUGCAACCAAGUAUUGCAACACCCCUAAUUUCCUUGUAUAUAAUUUUCAUAGCUAAAACCAAUUGUAACCACAAAUCUGGUACUAUGUGGAAAAGUUCAGCUAGAUAAAAACUAAUUAGUAUCAGAAUGAAAAUUGUAAGACUGUACACAUGUACAUACAAGUUUUUUCUUUAUGUGUUAGAUAAUUUGUUGAGAAUUGUUUGAGAUUCAAAGGGAAAAAAGAUCUUCAUAUACACUCUUGAGUUCAUAAUUCUGAAAAACUUCACAGAACGGUAGCUUUCGCAAAAACUGGGCCACUUUAAAAGGAACACGUGAACUCACUUUUAGACCAUGUGGUUGUCUCAUGUUACAUCAGUAGAGGCAAAUCUAAACACAGGCCAUGAGACAAUUCCGGAAUUCCUUAUGUAGUGAUCCUACUUUAUGAGCAUAUUGUAGCAGCUAAGUUGAAAAUACUUAAAAGUAUUUUGAAUUUCUGGUUUAGAUAGCAGAAAUCAUUAUUCAUAUCUACUUAGGUAAAAUAAUUCCAUAAUCCCUUAGAAAAUUAAUCAAAAGCAUGCUUAUCAUAAAAUUUAAUUAAGGCUAUUUGGCAUUGUUAUCUGAUUUUAUUAAAUGAAAUUGCUGGUAGGUAAUGAAAGUCAUGAAUCAGACUAAUGGACCUAAGAACGUAAUGACCUUAUGGAAUACUCAGUUUACCUAAGUUCACCUUAGAUUUUCUGAAUUUGAUACUCAUUUCUAAAACAAAAAAUUCAAGUGGUUUUAAUUGUUAAAGGUCAUUUAACUGAUACCUGGCAUGAGACAUUAAGGAAGAAAUUUUUGUUUCUAGGUUGUAUUAUUGUUUGUAAAAUUGGUUCAUCUUUAGUCUAAUUUGCCUGUAAUCCUUCCAAAAAUAGUGAGAAAGUGUUAAAAUUAUAACAUUUUAAUGCUAUUUUCUGCACAAAAUCUUAAAUGUUUAUUAUAUUUUAUUACCAUUCCAUUGUUCAGUGACUUGUGAGAAGCCAAUCACAGUUGUUCUAAUUAUUGCUAGUGUGCAUGUGUGUCAUGCAUGCAUUUCAAGGUGCCUCCAUGGAGUUAGAGAACAACCCUUGGGAGUUACUUCUCCCCUACCAUAGCUUCCAAGGAUCCAAGUCAGAUAGCCAGGCUUUUGCAAGUACCACAUAUAGUAAUAAUUUGAGUCCAUACCAAAAAAUGAAUUGUGGACAACAGUUAAGUCCUAAGGCAGACUGCGCAUUAGAGUAUAGCAAUGGAAAGGAGGAAAAUGAGCAUCACACUAGCAGGUACCCUGCUGACAAUAGCAACAGCCAGUGCUACUGUGUUGAGAUUUGGUUUGCUACAUCAGAAAGGUAUUUACCUUUCUCAAGUAUAAUUCCAUGUGAACAUGAACUAAACCUCAAGACAAGUCCCAGUUGUACAAAAUAUAUAACCACCAUACCCUAAGACUCAAAAGCAAUGAAAAACAAAAGUUUGAAAUUUAGUCAAAGGGUCAUGACAUCCUGAAGUGUGGCAUUUGAAUGGGAUCUUGGAACAGAAAAAGUCACUGAACAGUACAUCUGAAUAAAGUAUGGAGUUGAAUUGCA
Molecule: messenger RNA, 4912 nt
Organism: Rattus norvegicus (Norway rat)
Lineage: Eukaryota; Metazoa; Chordata; Mammalia; Rodentia; Muridae
Source: RefSeq, a predicted model, not a curated record